CUGGGAAACCAGACAAGCAGUAAAAGAUGAAUGGAAGUUGGUGACAGAGGAAGAGAUUAAUCUUACCAGAGGACCCUCAGGGCUGGGCUUCAACAUCGUCGGUGGGACAGAUCAGCAGUAUAUCUCCAAUGACAGUGGCAUCUACGUCAGCCGCAUCAAAGAGAAUGGGGCUGCGGCCCUGGAUGGGCGGCUCCAGGAGGGUGAUAAGAUCCUUUCGGUAAAUGGCCAAGACCUAAAGAAUCUGCUACACCAGGAUGCUGUAGACCUCUUUCGUAAUGCAGGCUAUGCCGUGUCCCUGAGAGUGCAGCACAGGUUACAGGUGCAGAAUGGGCCUAUCGGACAUCGAGGUGAAGGAGAGCCAAGUGGUAUUCCCAUAGCUAUGGUCCUGGUGCCAGUUUUUGCCCUCAGCAUGGUAGCAGCUUGGGUCUUCAUGAGAUACCGGCAACAAUUUUGAAAAGCUUGCUUUUCCUCUAGUGCGCCCAGUGGAGAUACAUUUCUUCCUUUCUCUCACUUUCCUCCCCUGCCAUUUCCCAUAUCUUUCCCCCUCUCUGCGUAGGUAACACAUGAUUUAAAGAGACUGCUUCCCAGCCAGAACCUUGCUCUUCAAAGUCUCCAAGUCUUCGUAUUCUUAUGGGAGAGUAAAGGCAUUGUUUGAAGGAAAGCUGAAGAAAAGAUUCAGCACAAAUGACGAGUUACAUAUCUUACUAUGACUGCCAAUAGAAAUUCAGCUACAACCCAAAGAGGGAAAGGUCCAGUCUUCCCAUCACCUUGGGUGAUACCUAUUUCUUAGCUGGCAUACCUCAAAGGCCAGCUGUGUAAUAUAAGAGGAAGAGAGGAUUUUUCUUUUUAAUGAUCUUCCUUGGGAAGUUUUCGUGGCCUUUAUUUACUUUCUGACUACAUACUUGGGUGCCUAUAUCAAACAAAAGAUAAUGAAGAGAGCAUUUUCAUGUUUUAAAACACACACACACACACAUACAUAUGUACGUUUAUAUGCAUAUAUGAUAGUAUAAUAGUAAUGCCAUAUGGAGAAUUAAAGAGGUAGGAAGCUACUCUGGUUUCUAGGUUUCCGAUGUAAGCAAUGAUCUUAAUUGAAGAAUUUCAUAUACAGUGGGAGUGAGAGAGUGAGUCUUAUGGGACACCCAAUCUAAAUAAUUUUUUAAAAAAAGAAAAGGAAAAAACUGAAGCAACUAAUUGAAAAUCUUAGAAAUCUUAUUUCUUUUCAAAAUAACUAAGGUGAAAUUGAGGUAAAAAUGCCAUAAUCCUGCUUUGCGCAAGUCAAUCUGUUCGAAAACAGAUUUUAAGAUAAAUUUUACCACUCUCUGGUCUACCUUAGUGACUUUUUUGAUACCUCAUAGUCCUGUUAAAGGAUCAGCUGGAAUGAUUGUGGUCAGAGCUGUAGUGAUGGGGCCAAACCAACCCAGUGGAAGAAAAACUCAAAAGAAAAAGGAUAGUGCCUCCAAGGUGGCACCUGAGCCCUUUCAGACUAUCCACCAGUCUUUUUGGUUUCUAGUAACAGGCAAAAUUUACGAGAAGGAACUGCUUCCUGUCACAAUGGGCAGGAAACAGCUUUGUUUUUGAUUCAGUUAAGUUUAGAGAGUUUGGAUUGCUAGUCUUUUAGAAAGCCUCUACACACUGGUUAUGGCUUUUAGUGAAUAAACCAUUUUGCAGGGAUGGGGAAAAAAAGAGUUUCGUUUUUUCAGGGGGUAAGGAAGUCUGGUGGAUGUUUCUUAGGGAAACCUUGAGAAAAGGAUAUAAGUGAAUAGAUGCUAGGGAAUACUAAGGUUAUUAAUGAGGUAAGAACCAUCAUGUUCAUGUGGUAUUGAAGGUUGAUUUUAAAGCACUAAAGAGGACUAAACCAAGGCUAAUUUUCUGGCUUUAAGAAAAUCAUUAAAAAAAAAAAAAAAUCAUUUCCAUCCUACAAAGAUACUGAUUAGACUAUAGGCCUUAUAUAAUCUUGACAGCAAGAGUGCGAGCAUUUUCCCUCAGGCAACCAGUUGUGUCUGAUUUUUAGCAUGGAUGAUCUAGUAUUUUACAAAUGUUGAUUGGACAUCAGCUUUGUUAAGAUACUUUUACAAAGAAGUGAAACACGUAUAGCCUUCACCCCAAAGGGUUUUUUUGGGGGGAGUUCCAGUUGGGAAGAGAACACCUAUACGUAUAAAAAUGGAAUUAGCUAUAUAGGCAGGGCAAUGUAAGUUGGUGUCGAAUUUAUAUUGCAGACAGCAAAAGGGAACACAAACAGUUACUGAGAAUUGAGACAAUUGAGAAAGUUCCAUGGAAGAAGGGGACAAGUUAAGGACUCUUGAGCUCACAGUGUAGUUAGGAGAAUUCAUAAAUAAGUUAAAAGUAUAUGAUCAGGUUAGGUAAAAGCUGAAAACAAAAAUAAAUGAAACUAUUGAGAACACGAUGCAGUAACAAAGAUGUGCAGACAACCAUCACUUUCUUUUAGGAAUUCAGAAAAAGAAAGCUGUUACAUAAUGACUUGAGGCCAGAGUGUAAAGGGAAGCCUUUUAAAAAUAAAAACCCCAGUAAGAUCUUGCCUCUGGGUUAACUAUUCAUAUAGGGAGAAAUUUGCUUUGAACAAUCCCGAUGUGAUUUAGGCCGCACCUUUGAGACUCACUUAGACAAUUGCACUUGUAGGUUUCACAGAGAAACACUGACAAGUAUUCCAGUUCUCACUUCAACCCACCCCACUUUGAAGACACAACCUCUGAUGCCUUCCCUGUAUCUGGAGGAAUGCGCGACAGCUUCUGCAGUGGGCCUGCUUCCUCCCAGGAUUCAUCUCAGGGCUGGGCUGGACAUUAAUACCUGAGAGGACCCGAGACAUACAAAGUGAAACAAAACAGCAAACAGGAAGGAAAGCGAGUUUAUUUGUAGGUAUGUGUACACUAAAAGAACACCCAUCCCAUCGUUGGUGGGAGCUUUGCUUUGGUUGAUAAUAGGAAUUCUGAUGCACUUUAAUAAUUUAGGUUUUCUUUGUAAUUAAAUAGCAUUUAAAGAUCCAUAUACCAAAGUUUUAGGCAGAUACGCUAUUCAAUUAUUUCUGUUUCUGUAGAAGACUUUGAUAAGGUAUCAGAGUCCAUUAUAGAUCAUUUAAAAAUUCAUGCUCUUUAUAAAUUCAAUCUAAUGUUGCUGUCACUUUAUAGGUUGUAUCUAAUAUUCCUACCACCUGAAUUACUAUGUUCAAAAAUUUUUUAAAUGAAAGUAUUUUUAAGACCAUAUUCUUAAAACACUUCUCUACGUUUAUCAUCGUGUAUUAUACAUUUAAUUCUAAAAAGACAUUGUUUGCUUCAAUUCUCUUUUCUUGCCAAGUUUUAAUCUGUGCUAUUGAUUUAACUUAAUCACACCAUCUAGCCACAUAAUGGAAAAGAGAAAUUAACAUUUGUUACUGCAUUCUGUGCCAGGUACUGUACUAAACCUUAAUUGGUAACACUAUUUGUUCAUGCUUCACAACUCUGAGAUCUAAGUAUUGUUAUAAAGACACUAAAGAAAAGAGAAUAAAAUUAUUUUCCUAAGAUUGCAUAGGUGGUAAUAAUAGAAUCAGGAUUUAAACUCAGGACUUCACAUGUACCCAUCAAUGUUAUUUCCUCAUUGCCAGUGGUUCUCAAAGUGAGGUCUCUGGACAAAAGCAUCAGCAUUACCUGAGAACUUGCUAGAAAAGCAAAUUCUUGGGCUUUACCCCAGGCCUACUGAAUCAAAUUUGAAUAGGGCACCCAACAAUCUGUGUCUUAAUAAUCCCUCCAGGUGACUGAUUGAGCUAAAGUUUGAGAAUCACUGCUCUAUGCCAAUAAUUGUCUCCUUUUUCUCUGGUUGGAAUUACCCAGGGUGCUUAUAAAAAUUCUGAUGCCCAGUCUGUGCCUAGAUUAAUUUAAUACAGUUUCUGGCGGGUAAGACUCAGGCACCAAUAAAAUAAAGUUCGUCAGGUGAUUCCAGUGUGCAGUGUCAGUAAAAAAUGCUCUAUGGCAUUUAAACCUAGACGCUAUUUAAGUUACAUACAGGCAUUGCUCCAGCCAAGAAUGAGAAUUUCACUUCGGACUUCUUUGAGCCCAGCUCUCCAUAAGUUUCUGCCCCAAGAACAGAUGUAGAAUAAGAAGUGGAACAUUCUUUGGCCUCUGAUUUGCUAAGGACUGACCAACUUCCAGCAAAAUGUAUUAGUGAGUGUUGCAGGUUAUGCAUCUGUUAAAUUGGAACCAAAUUGUAGGAUGUUGGAGCAAAAAGGGAAGCAGAAAGAUUCUAGGAUGAAAACAUCAUCCUAGAAAUGAGAAAAUCAAGGCUCAGAGAGGUGAGCUAAUAGCCCAGUUUAAAGAGUUUGUUGCAGAGACGGUCUUUCUGUCUCAUAUUUACGUCUGUGAAUGUAUACACUACAUGAACAUAUGUGAAACUAUUUCUUUUAUCUCAAUCCACUUCCAUCUUCUCUCUUUGGACCAUAAUAAGUAAAGACCAGAAACACUGAUUGACAAUUUAAGGGUAUUUCAAGCAUCGUGCAAAAUUAGGGGAUGCCACAGAAUAAUAAUCUGAGAAAGACCUAACAUCAAGUUCAAUUAAAUGAGCUUUCCUGAGAUUACUUCCAAUAGUUGUAGAGAAGUAUGUUAUUUGAUGUUGGACAUUGUUUUUAUUGUGUAAAUAAGCAACUUAAGGUAUAUUUAAAGAAAUGGAACAACAUAAGGAACUUAAGCUGUCAAGUAUGUAAGGGAGUGGAGUUUAUAUAAUUUCAAAUGGAGCCAAUAAAGAUUUUAUUCUAGUCAACUUUUGUCAAAAUUUAUCUUUGGACAGGCAAGGGUUUUUUCUUCAAAAAAUGAGUGUCUACUAGAUGCUAGGUAUUGAAGAUACAAAGAUAAAUAAGAUACAACUACUGUAAAUUUAAAUAGCUCAUUAUCAGAAAGUGGCAGAGUAUUUGUUGGUGAUCUUGAUGUUAAAGUACUUUUCUAACAUCACCUAGAAAUAGAAGAUUGAGUUAUGAAGCACUCUCCCUCACCUAUAAUAAGUUUAGAGUUGGUUACUAAUCUUGGGGUAAGCCCCUUUGCUAUUUCUCUUAUCUGCAAAUCUUUGAGACCAGCACUCACAUUCAAAAGGGCGAUUGUGAUCAAAAGGAAGACAAUUUUAAGGAAUUCUUAUCAGAACCAGGUUCUUAAUUGCCAUAUACUCUCUCCUGAUGUUGAUAUUUAUAUAUAGACAAAGCACUUGAGCUGCUUACUUGUUGCACUUAAUGAUACUGUAAUAACAUUAUAAGAAAGCAUGGCUGUGUCUAAACCAAAUUGUAGCAAACACUAUGUCUUGUUUCUAAAUGUCCUUCACUGUUCAUGUUCUCCUUUUCGCACAGGGGAAAGGGAGAGAGUGAAGUAUGUUUUUAAAUGCAAGUCACUAUCAAUUACAAAAGAACUUUGUAUUUACUAUAAUUAAAUUUGUUGAUCAGUCACAGGAACUGGGAUGAUCCUUAUUUUGCAGAUUUGCAAAUGGAAUCACAGAAUUGAAUCCCACUUUAAUUCUGUCUUUGCAGUUCUGAUUUGAAUAUGAAUUUUUAUUCCUGGAUAUAUGUGCAUUUUACCCCCAGACCAUGUUAGUUUUUAUAAGCUUAUUUUCCUUAUGUACCUUAUUUUAUUUUGCUUCCUUUUUGCUUUGAUUCUAAACAGCCUGGAUUUUAACAGCAUUCAGUUUCUCGGGUCAAAUAGAUGCCCUAUAGCAACUUGGAAGAUACAUGGGCAUAAAACUGUAUCCUGUAGGGAAUAUCACUACAGAUUAAAUAUGUUAAUGAGACCAUCAAAGUAGAUGACCGUCUCCUAAGGUUUUCUAUUUGAUACCACAUACAGCAAAUGAGAUAACAGUGUAUCUCACGGUUCCAAGCUCAGUAUUGGCGUUGAAUAAAAACUUGUUGCAUUUGUCAAUGAA
Pteropus alecto (black flying fox) is the source of this 5883-nucleotide messenger RNA. It is a transcript of the gene SYNJ2BP, whose product is annotated as synaptojanin 2 binding protein. The annotation marks the transcript as partial. The record is from RefSeq and is a predicted model, not a curated record. The transcript has 4 exons. NCBI's taxonomy places the organism in Eukaryota, Metazoa, Chordata, Mammalia, Chiroptera, Pteropodidae. Gene Ontology annotation, molecular function: protein binding.